GCCACUCUCAGCGGUGGGUGGAGGGCCAGCAGCAGGCGCAGCAACACCUGGCCCACAGGGUGCUCCAAGGAGCAGCCAUGUCUGUUCUGUACCCCUCCCUGGAGGAUCUGAAAGUGGACCACGCCAUCCAGGCCCAGGCCAGAGCCAUGCCCAGGAUGCCUGCCCUGCCAGCCCAGGAGACACCCGCCUUGCCAGCCCAGGGGACAGUUCUGUACCCAAACUUGGCAGAACUGGAAAACUAUAUGGGUCUUUCCCUCUCCAGUGAUGAAGUCCAGCAGAACCUGCCUCGGAGUCCAGAAGGUGCCAGUAUGGUGGUCUCAAGCACCUCGGUGGGCCAGGUGGUGGCGCCGGUGUCCGGGAACAACCUGGGGGUGCGGCGUGCAGAGAUCAAGCCUGGGGUACGCGAGAUCCACCUGUGCAAGGAUGAGCGUGGCAAGACCGGGCUGCGGCUGCGGGCCAUUGACCAGGGCAUCUUUGUACAACUGGUCCAGGCCAACUCCCCCGCUGCCCUUGUGGGGCUGCGCUUUGGGGACCAGAUCCUGCAGAUUGACGGGCGUGACUGUGCUGGGUGGGGCACGGACAAAGCGCACCGGGUGCUGAAGAAAGCAUCAGCCGAGAGGAUCGCCAUGGUGGUCCGCGACAGGCCCUUCCAGCGCACCGUCACCAUGCACAAGGACAGCACGGGCCACGUCGGCUUCAUCAUCAAGAAGGGAAAGGUGGUCUCUGUGGUCAAAGGGAGUUCAGCCGCCCGCAAUGGGCUCCUUACCAACCACUACUUGUGCGAGGUGAACGGGCAGAAUGUCAUCGGGCUGAAGGCCGCCUGGCAGUCGGACACAGCAGUGACCAGCGGAGGGGGCAGUGGGACUGUGGAGGGGGCCGGGCUGGAGGAGGGACGCUGGCUCUGGUGA
Molecule: messenger RNA, 908 nt
Organism: Condylura cristata (star-nosed mole)
Lineage: Eukaryota; Metazoa; Chordata; Mammalia; Eulipotyphla; Talpidae
Gene: SDCBP2
Product: syndecan binding protein (syntenin) 2
Exons: 8
Coding region: 78-908 (276 amino acids)
Cellular component (GO): cytoplasm; plasma membrane
Molecular function (GO): protein binding
Source: RefSeq, a predicted model, not a curated record